AUGGAGAUCGCGCGGCAGCAGACGGUGCGCGCGCUGUGCAACAAGAUCCGGCGCGCCAGCGAGGACCUGGGCAUCGGCAAGCUGCCCAACUCGGCCUACGAGACGUGGCAGUUCACGUCGCAGCUGAAGGUCAAGGAGCUGGACCCGCUGAUCCCGCACGCGGGCAGCGACUACAGCGGCCUCUUCGAGGAGCUGCGCAAGGCCGGCGCCACCAAGUCGGGCGCCACCAAGAAGUGCAAGGAGCUCACGCGCGAGUCGGAGCGGCUGCUGCGCAAGUUCGGCCAGCAGGACUUCGUGGCCGGCAAGAAGAAGAGGGUGCACGUGGCGGCGGCCGAGGACGGCAUGCGCCAGCUCACGUACGGCAACUCGACGGUCAAGCUCAGCGCCGCGCACUUCGCCAAGCUGCGGGAGAUGUACGCGCGCAAGCAGGGGCUGGGCGGCGACGGGUCGAGUAUGGCGCCCAAGGACCAGCGCAGCUUCGAGAGCGCGCUGUUUUGUCUGUUGCUGCGCUACGACUCGCUGGACGGCGGAGGCUUUCAGCAGGCUGCACUGAACGAGGAGUGCUUCGACGUGCUGCUGAAGGAGUUCGACUGCAAGAUGGAGUGCUUCGCGUCGCCUUUGAACUGCCGGUACUCGCGCUUCUGCAGCGCCUUCCUGGACACGGACUGUGCGUUUGGAAGCGUGGGCAGCUUCUUCGACUUUUCGCCGCGUUCCGGAUGCUUCGAAGCUAACCCGCCCUUCAUCCCCAAGGUGAUCAAGCGGAUGGCGGACCACAUGACUGCACUGCUCAACGCUGCGGACGGUCCUUUGGCAUUCAUCGUCAUCAUUCCGGCGUGGCAAGACACUGAGGGAUGGCAACAGCUGAACUCGAGUCGCUAUAACCAAACGCACCUCCUCAUCCCUCAGAAGCAGCACGGCUACUGCGAGGGGAAGCAGCAGAUCAGGAAGACUCGCUGGCGCAUUGCAUCGUUCGACACGAGUGUCUUCUUCUGGCAAAACUCCAAGGCGUGCAACAAGUGGCCAGUGACGGAGAAGAAGCUGGAUAGUCUCAAGAGCGCCUUCAAGUCCAAGCAGGCUGACGAGCGCGAUGCUCUCGGUCUGCGCAAGUCUGGCAAGCGUGUUCGCUCAGCAAAAGACUGA
This is a messenger RNA of Phytophthora sojae, 1140 nucleotides long. RefSeq lists its product as hypothetical. Gene Ontology annotation, molecular function: mRNA (2'-O-methyladenosine-N6-)-methyltransferase activity; RNA polymerase II C-terminal domain binding. The record is from RefSeq and is a predicted model, not a curated record. NCBI's taxonomy places the organism in Eukaryota, Oomycota, Peronosporomycetes, Peronosporales, Peronosporaceae. Bases 1 to 1140 code for a protein of 379 amino acids. The transcript has 4 exons.